AUGAAUAAACGUAAUCAAGAUAAGGAAAGUGAUAUGAGUGAAGAAGAUAAGAAAUUACAGGAAGAAUUGUUACAAGCAGUUGAUGUAUUACAAGGUAAAGAUGAAAUAGCUAUGUUGCUGUCAUUGAAUCAUCUGAGAAUGUUGAUACGUACAUCCACGACUUCGAUGACAUCUGUUCCGAAGCCUCUCAAAUAUUUGAGAAAUUUUUAUCCGAACUUGCGCAAUACAUACGAAAGACUCAAAAGGGAAGAGGCAAAGAUACGUUUUGCAGAAAUCCUGAGUGUACUCGCUCUCGCUGGAGCUACUCCAGAAUCCAGAGACUGUCUGGAUUUUUGUAUCAAAGGAGCUGUGGAUAAUCCCGGGGAAUGGGGCCAUGAAUACGUGCGACAACUCGAGGCACAGAUCGUCGAUGAAUGGACGAAUGCACCGAUCAAAGAGGAGCGUGAGAUUCGAAAGCGUCUUAUACCUUUGAUCAAGAGCAUCAUAGCGUUCGACACAAGACACAAUGCGGAAAUACAAGCAUGCGAUUUAUGCUUGGAAAUUGACGAGCUGAAUUUUCUCGCGGAAUAUCUGGAGCCUACAAAUUUUGCGCGUGUGUGCUAUUAUUUAAUUAGUUGCGCGACUUACAGUGAAGAGACAGAAAGAAGACAAAUAUUAGAAUUUGCUACGGAGCAAUACCUAAAGUUUAACGAGUACACGAGAGCAAUUUUGGUAGCGCUGCAACUUGUAAAUUCGGAACUUGUUUUCAAGUGCUUCACCGCUUGUCCCGAUUCUUUGACGAGAAAUCAACUAGCCUUUAUCCUCUCCCGUCUGCAAGAUCAACCCUUGAGGUCAGAAUAUCACGGAGACGAUGCUAAGAACAUCGAGGCGAUCCUCAGCAAUGGUCACAUAAACACCCAUUUCCAAAUUCUUGCCAGAGAGCUUGAUAUACUCGAGCCAAAGCUCCCAGAAGAUAUCUACAAGAGCUGGUUGGUAAGCGGAUUUAGGCAAAUGGAACAUGAUUCGGCUAGAGCGAAUUUAGCGGCAAGUUUCGUUUCUGGUUUCGUGCACGCGGGUUUCGGCCAGGACAAGCUGAUGGCAAACACGUCGGAUUGUUGGGUGUAUAAAAAUAAGGAACAUGGAAUGUUAUCAGCUACUGCUUCUCUGGGUUUGAUACAUAUGUGGGAUGUCGACGGCGGAUUAAUUCCCAUCGACAAGUAUCUUUAUACGAACGAAGACUACGUGAAAUCCGGUGCCUUGCUAGCAAUCGGACUGGUGAAUUGCGGAAUUCGUAAUGAAUGCGAUCCGGCUUUGGCACUUCUCAGCGAGUACGUAAAAUCAAACAGCCAAAUCCUUCGCAUAGGAGCCAUCCUGGGAUUAGGUCUGGCUUACGCUGGGUCCAGAAGAAAAGAUGUCACCGAACUUCUUUCUGGAGCUUUAGCCAAUGAGCAAAAUAAUAUACAAGUGUUAUCGCUGAUUGCCAUUUCUUUGGGUCUUGUAAAUGUAGGCUCGGGAGAUUCCGAUGUAUCUUCGGCAAUCCUAUUGAAAUUAUUGGGACUAUCUAUGAAGGAACUUGUUAUUACACAUUCCAGAUUUUUGGCGUUAGCUUUAGGAAUGAUUUAUAUGGGAACCCGAGACGCUAUAGAAACACCAUCCGCAGCCCUGGAGGCUUUGCCGGAACCAUAUAACUUUGCUUCGCAAACUAUGCUACAAAUUUGCGCAUACGCGGGCACUGGUGAUGUAUUGAUAGUGCAGGAAUUAUUAAGGAUCUGUUCGGAAACAAUCGAGGAAGUAAUGAGCACAAAAACAACUCCUGAGAGUACUCCGAUAUCAAGUUGUUGCGAUCAAAGAAGACCUGCACAAAGCUCUGCCAAAUUAGAAAAGAAUAAAAAGGACGAUAAUCAAAUCGAAGAAUCUGUUAAAGACAUUGGAGUUUCACAGGCUAUAGCAUCCCUUGGGGUAGGUGUAGUUGGGCUUGGAGAGGGAAAAGAAAAUUCGAGGAUCUUUGGUCAGGUUGGAAGAUAUGGGCCAACGCCAGCGCGACGCGCUAUGCCUCUCGCAUUGGCCUUAUCCUCUUUGUCGAAUGCUGACCCAGCUGUCGUAGACGUGCUGAACAAAUACAGCCACGACAAUGACGCCGAUGUCGCUCUAAAUGCGAUCUUCGCCCUCGGUCUGGUAGGCGCAGGUACCAACAAUGCGCGAUUAGCGACGAUGUUGAGACAGCUGGCGGCUUAUUACGCGAAGAAUCCGUCUCACCUGUUUCUUGUGCGUAUUUCUCAGGGUUUGGUGCACCUCGGCAAGGGCACUUUAUCUUUAUCGCCUUUGCGGUACUCUUCAAAAAUUUUGGACUAUACCGCCUUAGCUGGUUUAAUGGUCGUUCUCGUUGCGUGUUUAGAUUGCAGAAAUCUCAUAUUAUCUCAAUCUCAUUAUUUAAUGUACUGCUUGGCAAUAGCGAUGGAACCAAGAUGGCUGGUCACUGUGAAUGAAAAUCUUACGAAUUUACCGGUAUCGGUAAGAAUCGGUCAAACCGUGGAUGUUGUGGGGAAAGCAGGUAAUCCGAAAUCUAUUGUUGGCGGUCAUGUACAAACCACACCAGUGUUGCUGUGCACGGGCGAAAAGGCGGAAUUAGUGUCGGAUCAAUACGAGCCGCUUUCCAGUGUGCUGGAGGGUUUCGUAAUCCUUCGUGAAAAAGUAAUUUCGUAUUAGUCUUACAUUCUGCAACACUUCUAUCUAACGUGUGAAUUUUUUAUAGCAGACUGCAGCGAGUUAGAAAAGCUCCGAGUUCGAAGUUCUGCAGUGGUUCUUUUGAAUUGCCUUUUGGUUUAGAUGAGUUUUUUGUCAAAGCAAGGCAAUACCAGCAAACGUCUGCGAGCGGGACGUGACAGGAAUUAAAAGGCUUUUCUCUGUGGAUCUACAUGAAACAGGUCAGGAAAUGAAUCUUGUGCGUGUAGCCUUUAUUAUAGGAUAUAAGCUGUUUGAUAAUUAACGCAAUAGUGAUAGUAACUUCGUUAGCUUGUUCGUAUGUUUUGCAUUUAUUUAACUUUAGGGACUAGCGGAAGCAAUGUGCUCUAUACAACAGAAACAUACAUUGGUUCGCAUUGCACAGUGGGAACAAUAACAUUGCGCCAUGAUCAGGAAUACCGAUCGUAUACAAAAUCAAUAAAACGUGAAAUUUAUUUAUAAUAAGAACAAAUCAAAAGGGGAUUACACGAAUGUUUUUAUGCGAGUAAAACCAUAAGAAAAAAAAAGAAAAGGAAAAUUACAGUCGUGUUGAUCUUAAAUGACAUUGAAGUUGUAUGUUAGCGAUCAUGGAGCAAGUCAGAUUUUCUUCGUGAUGAAAUUGUUACACUCAAGGCAAUACAAAGAUCUAAAGACGUCUGAAAGAUCGUCGCUUCAAAAGAAUCUAGGAUGCCUUGGUAGGAAUUGUAAGUCUUAUAUAAAGUGUGUGUGGGACGCUUUAUAAGAUUAACAAUUCCUCUCUUUCUCGCAUGAAAUGUCCCACGACAUUUAUUUGUUAGGCACAUGACUUAAGAUAAGGGGGCGAAAUGUGUGAAUAAUAAAACGCAGCUGAUUUGAUAAAACAUCGCACCCGCGCAUGUAGUAAAGUAUAGUUCGGUGACUUCGUUCGAACGAAGCGUGUCAAUUUUAUUGCACGCAUGCUUAUUCGAAUACGUAGUAAACUCAUCUACAUA
Acromyrmex echinatior (Panamanian leafcutter ant) is the source of this 3671-nucleotide messenger RNA. Its product is annotated as 26S proteasome non-ATPase regulatory subunit 2. The record is from RefSeq and is a predicted model, not a curated record. Gene Ontology annotation, cellular component: proteasome storage granule; nucleus; proteasome regulatory particle, base subcomplex. Gene Ontology annotation, biological process: proteasome-mediated ubiquitin-dependent protein catabolic process; regulation of protein catabolic process. Gene Ontology annotation, molecular function: enzyme regulator activity. NCBI's taxonomy places the organism in Eukaryota, Metazoa, Arthropoda, Insecta, Hymenoptera, Formicidae.